This is a messenger RNA of Hyposmocoma kahamanoa, 2097 nucleotides long. RefSeq names its product venom serine carboxypeptidase. The transcript has a single exon. Gene Ontology annotation, molecular function: serine-type carboxypeptidase activity. Gene Ontology annotation, biological process: proteolysis. The record is from RefSeq and is a predicted model, not a curated record. NCBI's taxonomy places the organism in Eukaryota, Metazoa, Arthropoda, Insecta, Lepidoptera, Cosmopterigidae. The coding region runs from base 404 to 1837 and encodes 477 amino acids.
AUCCGAUCCGAUAGUUGAUCCGACCAUCAGACACGAAAUGGACAUGUAUUCCCGCGCUUACCGGUUAAUUUUGUUUCCAUUCCAAUAAAUGAAAUUGUAAAAUAAAACGUUCUGUAAUUAAUUCGUGCGUUAGCAUCAGUCUGUGUCUGUGUCGCUGGAAUGACUCCAAUCUUGAAUUUUAGUAAAUAGAGGAAAUAAUAGUAGCACGUACUUAAAUUAGUUUUGUCAAUGCAUUAUCAAUUUAUUGUUAUUUCAACAAUUUGAUGUUAUAGGAAAGUUAUCAAACUGUGACCGAUGACCUGUUUAACGUCGUCUCGCAUGUGAUUGCGGACGGACAUAGUUGUGUGUGAAUACUGACAAAUUAUCAGUCCUUCGUUGCUACCUAGUGAAAGAACGUGAAGCAAUGGGGCCUUUCUUGCUGGUUUUCAUACUGCAAACACUUGCUUCAGUGCAAUGUUUGUUUCACCGAUACCCGAAGAUAGAACUCAGUCUCCAAGAUGAAGGCGACACCGGAAAACCGUUAUUCCUCACUCCAUACGUCGAGAGCGGGAACGUUAUUGAAGGCAGACAACUCGCUCGUGUCCCCUUCACAGAGAGCCUGAAUAUUAAAAGUUAUGCAGGAUACUUCACCGUCAGUAAGGCUUACAACUCCAACCUGUUCUUCUGGUACUUUCCAGCAAAAGUACCCAAUAACACCAAGGCUCCUGUCGUGGUCUGGUUACAGGGAGGCCCCGGCGCGACAUCCCUGUACGGAUUGUUCACUGAAAAUGGACCUAUUAGAAUAAGAAAUGGCAAAUUUGAGAGAAGGAAAUAUAAUUGGGCUCUUAGCCACAACAUGAUCUACAUAGACAACCCGGUUGGGACAGGAUUCAGUUUUACAAACAGCUCUAAGGGAUAUUGCACAAGUGAAACUCAAGUUGGUGAACAACUUUACUCCUUGUUGACCCAGUUCUUCCAGCUAUUUCCUGAGCUCCAGCAAAGCAAAUUCUUUGUCACUGGUGAAUCUUACGGAGGGAAAUAUGUACCUGCUUUAGCCUACACUAUUCAUAAGAAAAACCCCACAGCGAAACUGAAAAUUAACUUAAAGGGUAUUGCUAUUGGCAAUGGUUUAAGUGAUCCUAUCCACCAGCUUCUUUAUGGCAAGUAUUUGUAUCAAAUUGGUCUUAUAGACUGGAAUCAAGCUAAAAUUUUUGAAGAAUAUGAAAACAAAGUUGUUGAUUACAUUAAAAACCAAAAAUGGGAUGAAGCUUUUAAUACUUUUGAUACUCUUUUAAAUGGAGAUUUAAUUGGUAAAAAGAGCAUCUUUUACAAUAUGACUGGAUUUGAUUUUUACUUUAAUUUCUUGCAUUCUAAAAACUACAACGCUGAUGAAGAUUUUGGUCCUAUGCUUCAAAAGAGUUAUGUGCGCAAAGCUAUUCAUGUUGGAGACUUACCUUUCCAUAAUGGCACUAUUGUUGAGCAGCAUUUGAAACAAGAUGUCAUGAAGUCUGUGGCACCUUGGAUAUCAGAAUUAUUGGACUAUUAUAAUGUAGUUAUUUAUAAUGGACAGUUAGAUAUCAUUGUUGCCUAUCCUUUGACUGUUAAUUACUUGAGAAACCUAAAUUUUACGGGCUCUCAGGACUAUAAGACAGCAAAGAGGUUUAUUUGGAAGGUAGACGGGGAUGUGGCAGGGUAUGUGAAGGAAGCUGGAAAAUUGGUGGAAAUCUUAGUUAGAAAUGCAGGGCACAUGGUGCCAGGAGACCAACCAAAAUGGGCUUUAGAUCUGAUUACUAGACUUACUCACGAGAAGACUUAUGUUGCAUCCUCUAAUUCUAAACAUUUUCAUAAUCAUAUUUAGAUUCAAUAAGUUUGUGGUGAAUUUAAUAUUGUGUUGUUUAUUAAGAUUACACACUGACCCCUGUGUGACUCUGCAGUCUUCAUAUUAAUAAUUUCUAUGUACAAAUCAAAUGCACUAGCUCCAUUGUGCUUGGAGUGUGGAACUUGUAUUUGUUAUCAAUGUCUUAUUUUAUACUUUUGUUGAUGUGUAUAACACAGUACAGAUUUUUGUACAUGUUAUGGCUGUGUUUUGACUCCCACACCACUCUUGUUACAUAUUUG